GCAUUGUGGAUGACCUUUAUAUCAUAUCAGAUAGCUUCAACCCCUUUAAAGAUAUCAAUAGUUAAAUUUUUUUUAAAAAAUGCAGUCUAUUUUGUUAUAAUUUUAAUUAAUAGUAGUGUUUUCCUUGAUUAAUCACCGAUCUUUAAUUAAAAUUAAAGAAUUUAUACAAAAUAAUAAAUGAGGAAAUCAAAAUUCCUGAAUCCUUAAAAUGUGUUAUCAGUGUAUUUCCAUAACUGAUAACUCGUUUAUAAAGGUUAAUAUCAAAAUUUUUGAAAAAUUUGUUUUUUGCCAUGAUUUUUAAUUCCUAUAUAAUUAACUUUUUAUUGAAGCACAAAGCAUUAAGCACUUUUGUAGGACUUAUAUUUGUGAUCCUUAUUGCCUAUUUUUUCCAAGCUAUUAGAAAAAUUAUGUUAAUCAAUGGGUGUCAUUAUAAUGUUGAUGAACCUAUUGAUGUCGUAUACACAUGGGUAAAUGGUUCAGAUCAACAAUUUUUAAAUAAUUUACAGACUUUUCUUACAUGCAAUAACAGUUUCCAAACAGAUUUAUCACUUCAAAGAUUUGAUGAUAAAUAUGAACUAAAAUUCUCUCUAAGGUCUUUAGAGAAGUUUGCCCCUUGGGUGAGACAUGUUUACAUAGUUACUAAUGGUCAAAUACCCUACUGGCUUAACUUAGAUUGUGAUAAGGUCACUUUAGUGAGUCAUCAGGAUAUUUUUAUUGAUAGCAAACAUCUUCCAACCUUUUCUAGUCCUGCCAUUGAAUCUAAUUUGCAUAGAAUACCAGGUUUAUCUGAUCGUUUUAUAUAUUUCAAUGAUGACGUAUUUUUGGGAGAUUCGAUUUUUCCUGACGAUUUUUAUUCGCCAAAUAACGGUUUCAUUGUGUACCUUUCAUGGCCCAUUCCAAUGUGUGCUGAAGACUGUCCCUGGGUGUAUGUGGGCGACAAAGAGUGCGAUUUGCCCUGCCUAAAUGAUGAAUGCCAAAUGGACGGGGGUGACUGUGAUUUUGGAUCGGAGUUGAGUAGGGCGACUUUCGAGCCGUUCUUUAUAGAAAACUGGGACGUUUUUGAGACUAAUGCAAACGAAAACUCUAAUAAAACCCAUACUGUUGGAAAUAAAUCGACAAUUCCUCUUCCUGUUGUCAAAUUGGAGUUUGAACCCAAAAAAAUAGUGAAUAACAGCAUCUCUGAAGUGGCUGAAGUUGUAAGAAAGCAUAACCGAAAGGUUUUACAGAACGACAGAUUAAAACGUAAACGGAGGAACAUAAAAGAAAAGUUUGCACAGUUAAAGAAACCUGAAUUACAAAAGUCGUCCGGAAAAUCCUGUCCAUCCCGAGAAGACAGUCGAAUAGAUACGUACAGGGCGUCUCUGCAACAUACAAACCGGAUAUUGAAUUUGAAAUAUGGAUUUCUUUCGAGAUACACCCCUGCACAUGCCCCAAUUUUAAUCGACAGAAAAAUUAUGGAAAACUUGCAAGAGACAUUUCCGAUCGAAUUUGAAAAAACUUCAGCAAAUCGGGUCAGGAGGGGUGACGACAUGCAAUUUUCUUUGAGCUAUUAUUAUUUCCUUAUCCACGAAAAUAGGAAAAGGGAUAUUGAAGAAAUUUUUGACGUUUUCGACACUGAUAAUUCAGGAACUUGGUCAGACAGAGAAAUUCGUACAAUUUUGACUCGAUUAUACGAAUUACCUCUGACGUAUCAAAUGGUGGACCAAUUCGAAAAUUUAAUAUUGAAUUGCACCUUUAGAGGCAAUGGGUUUCAUUACGAUGACGUCAUUGUGACUCCCGAAUUUGAAAGAUACGUCGAUUCGAAAUUGCCCACGGUGUCGAAGCAACUGAUAGCCAGUUGCGAAACGAUGUCGGAGAUUCUGAUUAAAAAGUUCGGGACUGUAAAAAAAUACAAACACAAAAUAAUAAAACAUUCCCAAGACAAAUAUGUCACGUUUAAAAUGUUGACGUCAAACGUCAGCCAAGUCGUCGGCCAUUUGGACGAGAUUCGAAGGGAACCAAAAAAGUUCGUUUGUUUAAAUGACAAUAUGGACAAUUAUUCCGAAUCGGAGAACGAAAUGGUCCGAGCGAUUUUGUACGACUUUUAUUUGUCUUUGUUUCCUAAUCCUAGUCGGUUUGAAUUGCCCAACGAUUUGAGGAAUCGAUUCGUUUAUAUCGACGAGUUGCGCGUGUGGAAAAGUUACCAUCGCAAAUUGCGAAUAUUUAUUUAUCUGUGCUUCGUCCUGUUGUUGUACAUUACUUGCCAGAAUUUUUGUAAGAGACGAAUACUGUACAGGUGUCUAAAUAAAUUAUUACAGUAAA
Molecule: messenger RNA, 2301 nt
Organism: Agrilus planipennis (emerald ash borer)
Lineage: Eukaryota; Metazoa; Arthropoda; Insecta; Coleoptera; Buprestidae
Gene: Gnptab
Product: N-acetylglucosamine-1-phosphotransferase subunits alpha/beta
Exons: 9
Coding region: 291-2300 (669 amino acids)
Biological process (GO): carbohydrate phosphorylation; N-glycan processing to lysosome
Cellular component (GO): Golgi apparatus
Molecular function (GO): UDP-N-acetylglucosamine-lysosomal-enzyme N-acetylglucosaminephosphotransferase activity; calcium ion binding
Source: RefSeq, a predicted model, not a curated record